Molecule: messenger RNA, 1386 nt
Organism: Recurvomyces mirabilis
Lineage: Eukaryota; Fungi; Ascomycota; Dothideomycetes; Mycosphaerellales; Teratosphaeriaceae
Exons: 5
Coding region: 1-1386 (461 amino acids)
Source: RefSeq, a predicted model, not a curated record
AUGCCUCCUCGUUCAAACAAAAGACAGAAGACAACCAACGGCGCAGCAGCAACAGACACCAAAAUGCAGAACGGUGGUUCCUCGCACCCAUGGGCCGAUUUGCCAGCUGCUUUAUCCGAUUCUCUCCAGAAAGCUAACAAGGCUGCGGAAUCUGAUGGGCAACUCAGCGCUUUUACCACCAGUAAUGCCAUUGAGGGCCCUGCUACCUUUGGUAUCAAGUCGUCUGGCUCGCCCAACACGGUCCUGGUGACCGUGACCAAUGGUAAAGCGGAUAUCAGCACUGGGAAGACAAGUGAUGCCCUCUUCACUUUGUCCGCGCUUCCUGAGCAAUGGCAGGAGUUUAUGAAAACCACUCCGGUUGCCCCAUACCAAUCAUACUGGGGGAUGUUCGGGAUGAAUAUCAAGCAAGAAGGUAUUAAGGUCGAAGGCGAUCAGAAUGCCUUCGCGCAAUGGACACAUGUCUGGCGCCGUAUUCUCGAGAUCUUGCAUGAUGCAUACGCUGGUCCAACCCCAGCAGACGAGGAGCCCGAGGUCGAUGAGGAUCAUAUCGUUGGUCGAUACACCUACAUUAGCGCGCCUGUCUGGGGCAGAUGCAAAGUAUUCUAUGAGCAGUCCGGUGAAGGUGAUCAGGAAAUCGUGUUCUUGCACACGGCUGGUAGCGAUGGUCGCCAGUACCAUGGUGUACUCAACGAUGAGCGUAUGAGGCAGAAGUGCCACAUGACUGCUCUUGAUCUCCCAGCUCAUGGAAGGUCGUUCCCAUACGAAGGCUACUGGCCAGGCAUGCACACUAACAGCGAAGACGCCUACGUCGGCUGCAUUGCAGCGUUCGUCAAGAAGCUCGGCCUCAACAAGCCCAUCAUCUGCGGCGCUUCCAUGGCCGGCCAAGUCUGCCUUGCCGUCGCCGCUCGUGCAGACGAAGUCGGUGCCGUCGGCUCAAUCCCUCUGCAGGGAAGUGACUACCUGAAUAUGGAGAGGCAAUGGCACGAUCGCUCACCAUACGUCAACCAAGCCCUGUUCAACCCAGAGUGGGUCUACGGCAUGAUGAGUCCCACAGCUCCUCUGGUCAAUCGACAACUCAUCUGGCACUUGUAUUCCGCCCAAGCCUAUGGUAUCUUCCAUGGAGAUCUUGACUUCUACUUCGGCGGCUGGGAUGGUCGUGACAGGAUGGCUGGUAUCGAUACCAAGAAGUGUCCAGUGUAUAUGCUUACUGGCGAGUAUGACUGGAGUAACACACCAGCGAUGUCCCAAGCGACGUGCGACAAAAUUCCGGGCGGCAAGCAUCAAGCGAUGAAAGGUCUAGGCCACUUCCCGGCAACCGAGAACCCCAAGGUCUUUGUCGGCUAUCUCCUAGAGGCGAUCGACCAUAUCCAGAAAAUCCGGGCUUAG